UGCGUUUAGAUUUUAGGCGGAAGUUGCAGUUACAGUAAAUAGUUUGAAUUCUUUAUUAGUUUAAUACAUCGAAAUUUCUUUUAUGACAGACGGCUUAACUAUGUCAGAUACACCUUCCGACUUGGGUAACAAAGGGCCAGAACAAAAUUCUAUCACCAAUUCAUCAAGUCAAGUCGAAAACAGCGCGGGUGGUUUGUUGUGGAUUGUUCAUAUGAAUAGGUUUCGUCGUUUUUUGGUGUUAGGAAGCGAUACAGGCACUUUCUACAUUGACGAAAGAACGUUAGGCUCAGAAAAUGAGCAAGUCGUUUUGAAUCUUUUGCAAGCAGGAAGGGGUGUUGAAGUUGUCAAUGAAAUAGAGAAGUAUAGCAUUGAAGGACGAACUCUAAGACAGCAGGCCAUCGUGUUUUCUCUCGCUGUUUGUGCGCGGAAGGGAGAUCUUGACACGAAAAAAAAAGCAUACGAUGCUUUACCCAAGGUCUGUCGAACUCCGACUCAUUUGUUUAUGUUUAUUGAGUUCUGCAAGUUGUUCAGUCAGCCUCGGAAAGGUUGGGGUCGAGCCCAUAGGAAUGCCAUAAAACGUUGGUACAAAAAAAAAGAUCCAUGGAAACUGGCGAUGGAUCUCACCAAAUAUCAAAAGCGUGAAGGAUGGUCACAUAGGGAUGUUGCAAGGUUAAUGCAUCUUAGGUCAGAAGGAACUGAUGUUUCUGAUGAAUUGUUUGUUAUAAUGAUGUAUGUUGUUUGUGGUUGGAAGAAGGUUUUGACAUGUUUCUUUCCUGAAGAUAAGACAACUCCACAUCGUCCUAUUGGAGAGAAUGGCAGUGCAAUGUUGGUAUUUCUUAGGGCAAUUGAAAAUAUAAAAACAGCGCAAGAGGAGGCGAGAGUGGUUGAACUGAUAAAUAAACAUAAUCUUGUUAGAGAACAUAUUCCAACACAUUGGCUAAGAUCCAAAGAGGUGUGGGAUGCUCUAUUAAAGAAAAUGCCAAUGAUUGCAAUGAUACGUAACUUGAACAAAAUGACUUCCAUUGGCUUGCUUGCUGAAGGAUCACCUCAGGUUAAAGAUGUUUGUGAUAAACUGUGCAACAAGGAUCUGUUAAGAAAUGCACGUAUCCAUCCAUUUAACAUGUUAUUAGCUUGGAAAACUUACCAGUCUGGAAAGUCUACAUGCAAGUCUCACAAGGGUAAUAAAAGUCCUUUGAAAUGGAAAGCCAACAAGGAAAUCACCAAAGCCUUGGAGGAAGCAUUUUAUUUAUCAUUUAAGAAUAUCGACCCAACAGGUAAGAGUUAUAUGCUGGCUCUCAAUGUAAGUGGCUCAAUGCAAUCCAGUGGAUAUAUUGGUGCAAGUUCAAUAAAACCUCACAUGGCUUCUGCUGCAAUGGCUAUGAUGACAGCACGAACAGAAGAACAUCACAAAUUUGUUGCAUUUAGUCAUGAAAUAGUUCCGAUUGAGAUAGCCAGUGACAUGAAUUUGGAUGGAGUUUUACAGAUUUAUGAUGAAAUUCCAGAAGGUGAAACAGACUGUGCUCAACCCAUGCUUUAUGCCCUUUACAACAAUUUAAAGAUUGAUGUCUUUAUUGUUUACACUGACUCUGAAACAUUUGGUGAUGUUCAUCCAAGGGAGGCUCUCAAACAAUAUCGUCACCAUUCAGAGAUUCAUGAUGCUAAACUCAUUGUGGUUGCCAUGACAUCAAAGGGUGUCACAAUUGCUGACCCAGAUGAUCCUGGGAUGCUUGAUAUAGCUGGCUUUGACUCUGCUGCACCACAAGUGAUGAGAAAGUUUAUCGUGGGGAGCCUUUAGAAAUUUAAUGAACAUCGUAGUAUCUUCUCCACAAAUGUCCUCAUCAUGAUGUGACAAAUUUCAUUUUAUUGUAGUAACUCCUAUGUAUGUAACUGCACUCAUACACAUUUUUCUAUUUUAAUGAUCAUUUGCACUAUUUUUUAACGCUAGCUUGCACUCCAGUAUUUUAUAGAAAUUCUUCUUUCUUUGACUCAAGUAUUAUACAAAACAUUCAUUAAAUGAAA
Xenia sp. Carnegie-2017 is the source of this 2019-nucleotide messenger RNA. Its product is annotated as 60 kDa SS-A/Ro ribonucleoprotein-like. Gene Ontology annotation, cellular component: ribonucleoprotein complex. The transcript has 4 exons. Gene Ontology annotation, molecular function: RNA binding. The coding region runs from base 83 to 1795 and encodes 570 amino acids. NCBI's taxonomy places the organism in Eukaryota, Metazoa, Cnidaria, Anthozoa, Malacalcyonacea, Xeniidae. The record is from RefSeq and is a predicted model, not a curated record.